This is a messenger RNA of Caenorhabditis sp. 36 PRJEB53466, 1845 nucleotides long. Lineage: Eukaryota; Metazoa; Nematoda; Chromadorea; Rhabditida; Rhabditidae. The record is from the annotation of a GenBank genome assembly.
AUGUGGGAAUUUGUUUUACUCAAAGAGCCCGAAGACUACAGAAGAGUGAAGAGAAAUACGUUUUUCGCCUCUGUAACACCGCAGCAACCGCAAAAUCAACCCCUCCCGCCGGCACCUUCCCCGUCACCUACACCAUCUAACAACCAGUAUUAUCCGCCUCGAGAACAAAUUCUGCAAGUUCCACCACCACCACAAAGAGCUCCUCCUCCUCCUCCUCCUCUUCCACAUUCACAGCAACAGCCAGUGCAAGCGUUUACUCCGAAUAUUCCAAAGGUGAAACUGAUGGCACAAGUUACUCUGCGCAGUGAAUUGUUGACGAAAAGUAUUUUCAGCCGUACAUUGCUCCGCUCGCUGCGGCUCCACCUCAACAAUAUCCUCAACUUCAGCAGCCUAGACUUCAGCAGCUCAGACUUCAGCAGCCAUCCAUUGACCAUAAUGCGCCUCCACCGUUCCAACGUCAUCUUAUGGAACGUCCAACUAUCCAUGCGUCAAGUUUCUCCACAAAUUCCUUUCAAACUUCUUCAUCAACAAAAUCAGGCUCGAAUUGGAACCUGAACCAACAUCAGAAUGAUAUCGGGAGACCGGAAAGAAAUUAUGCGUCUGGAGCAUCCCCAAUAAAUUACUGGACAGAGGACAUCACGCAUGUGAGCGCUUCGGAAAAGAUUGCGGAAAAUCCGUAUGCGACGAAGAGUGUGAGUGAAUGAGAUACUGGAUGGAAUAACCAAAGAAUAUGCAGUUUUAGAAUUAUGAAGGAAAAGAGCAGAAAAAAUCGUCGAAGAGUAGAAAGAAGAACAGAAAGAAAGAAAAGAUAGCGAAAAUGUGCAAAAUGUGUCAGGAUGAAUCGUCGGAGGAAAGCAGUGAAGAAAGGGAAAUGGCAUGUGAAAGUUAGUCCCAAUUUCUUCUAUGAGCACAAUCAUUUUAACUUUCAGUUUGCGAAAGAUCUUCGAAGAAGCGAAAGAAGACCGGGGGAUACACACAAUCCCCUGACAAAUCGGAUGAUUCCGAUGAGCACAAGGAUGACGAUGAUGACAGUGAUGAUAGUAAAGAAGAUUCCGAAGAGGUCCGUUUUAGAAGCACCACAACGAGCCCACGAUUAUUCAGAAGCUCUCAUCUCCACCGACUAUUGGCGAUUAUGCGGAACGAGCCAAACAAAAUAAGCUGAUGAGAAUACCGGUGUACAGGGGAAAGUCGGUGAUGAGCAUCAUGAAAGAAAUGGAGAAAAGGGCAAAGAACACAACGAGAGUAGACAGUGCGGAGAAUGACGAGUCCGACGAAAAGUCUGAGUACUCCUCAAACGUAAGUACAGUGGAUUUUAACUUCAUAUCCGAUAAAUGCUUCUAUAGAUUCGAGAAGGUGGCGAAAAAAGUACGAAAUACUCAAACAAGCCGAAUGUGAAGUACUCAUACCCACCGAAGGACACUCUUCCCCUUCAGACAUGCUUCCACAACCCAUCCGGCUAUGUCUGCUGUAAUCUAGAGCUCAACAACGUUGUAGAGUCCACAUACAAAGAGAUUCGCGAGUCGCCAAAUUUCAAUGCGUGCAAUCUUCAAAUAAUUGCCAACAAGGUGCAGAGAGCCAGCGAGAAAAUGUUCGGACAUCCAUUUGAAAGCGUUGUCGCUCAUGCAGACUUUGCUCAGAACAUUAAUUUUGCCGGUGAUUUAGUAUGCAAGUUGGAAAUUGACGGAAAGUAAGCCUGGCUCUGAAACAUUUCCAACUGAAAAUCGGAUAAUUUUUAGAUAUAUAAUGGCAUACGGAACACCCUACCACGCAGACAGUGCUCAAGGUCCCCAAGGUCCAGACGGAGAACCGCUGCCCGUCAGAUUCAGAUCACGGAAAAAAUUCUAA